AUGUUGAAGGCCUCGACUGGGCACUGUACAGACAGACGUAAGCAACAGGCACCGUCCUCAUUGUCGGACCAAGGCGACGUCUCUUUUCCCCCACUCGCUCUCAACUUGGCUUCGGUGAUCUCUGUGGUCGAUCGAAAUGCAUCUGUUCCUCGCGCUGUAUACUUCAGCGCUCAGCUGAAGCUCUCCGUGAGGAUAGAUCCGAUCGUACAAUCUCGAAGGACAUCAAGUCGAGAGCAGGCAAGGAACCGCAAGGAGCGAAGUAGUAGAGUGUCCAAGUUAGCCGCCGCUGAUUUUCCUUCCGCAUCUGCCGAAUGCAGUAUGGGCACCAAUCCAGCCAACGUCGCAGCACGUUGUUGUGGGCGCAAGCGGCGUUUGACGUGA
Messenger RNA from Pseudozyma hubeiensis SY62, 381 nucleotides. RefSeq lists its product as hypothetical. The transcript has a single exon. Bases 1 to 381 code for a protein of 126 amino acids. The record is from RefSeq and is a predicted model, not a curated record. Lineage: Eukaryota; Fungi; Basidiomycota; Ustilaginomycetes; Ustilaginales; Ustilaginaceae.